Messenger RNA from Malassezia globosa CBS 7966, 1020 nucleotides. RefSeq lists its product as uncharacterized. The coding region runs from base 1 to 1020 and encodes 339 amino acids. Gene Ontology annotation, molecular function: DNA-7-methylguanine glycosylase activity; DNA-3-methyladenine glycosylase activity; alkylated DNA binding. The record is from RefSeq and is a predicted model, not a curated record. Lineage: Eukaryota; Fungi; Basidiomycota; Malasseziomycetes; Malasseziales; Malasseziaceae. Gene Ontology annotation, biological process: DNA alkylation repair; base-excision repair, AP site formation; base-excision repair. Gene Ontology annotation, cellular component: nucleus; protein-DNA complex. The transcript has a single exon.
AUGAAAGGGGUCAAGCCUAACACUGUGCGCAGAUCAUCUCGUCUUUCUCUGAAAGAAAAGCGGAUUGGGCCACCGCUAGAGGCAGAGUUUGAGCCGUCUGCUCAUAAAAAGGCCAAGGUUGAGCCACGAGUGAUUGACAGUGAACUUCCGCUACUUCCCGAGGACAAAGUAAAACUUUGCACCACUUUAAAUCAACCCAAAUUGUCGUUUUCUAUCCAGGAAGCCCGCCAACAUCUUUGCAGUAUAGAUUCAAGAUUUGCAUCGCUCUUUGCGCAGUUAGAUCUUAAAGUGUACGAUGAACUGCGAAGCGGGAAAGUGAAAGAGCUGAAUCUGUUCCGAGUAUUAACCACCUCGAUUCUUGGGCAACAGAUAUCUUGGCUUGCUGCACGAAGCAUCAUGUAUAAGUUUUGCCGCUUAUUUGCUCCUGACCUACCUCUACAACCUAAUUUGGACGCUGUAAACAAAGAUGAGCUGCCCUUUCCCACACCAUUACAGGUACUUAAGGCCACAGAUGAUGAACUGCGGAGAGCAGGUCUAAGCACAGCCAAAAUAAAAUAUGUGCGUGAUGUCGCCAGACGCUUUUCUGAUGGCCGUCUUGACGUUCGAAAAAUCAUUCAUAUGAACCCCGAGGCAUGUAUUACAGAGCUCACGCAAGUCAAGGGCGUAGGCCGCUGGACGGCCGAAAUGCUUCUAAUGUUCGCUCUACGGAGUCCUGAUAUCCUUCCUGUGGGUGACUUGGGUGUGCAGCGUGGGAUAGUCAAGUUUUAUCUCUCAAACUCAGCCGGACCCAAAAUUUCUGAGCGUAAGCGCAAGGAUGAUUACGUUCAUCAUGAUGAAAGUAAAGCUCCAGGCUUUCUACCCUCAAACAGCCUGUCCUUGGAACAACUUGUUUCACGUUCACAAGGGAAUAAGACUAAGAAACACAUGUAUCUGGACCCGGAAGAAAUGUCUGUUUUAGCUGCGCCUUGGGCACCAUACCGCUCUGUUGCAUGUAUGUUUAUGUGGUCCAUAGAGGGAUAG